Molecule: messenger RNA, 1379 nt
Organism: Enhydra lutris kenyoni (northern sea otter)
Lineage: Eukaryota; Metazoa; Chordata; Mammalia; Carnivora; Mustelidae
Product: fatty acid desaturase 6
Exons: 6
Coding region: 1-1029 (342 amino acids)
Biological process (GO): lipid metabolic process
Cellular component (GO): membrane
Molecular function (GO): oxidoreductase activity, acting on paired donors, with oxidation of a pair of donors resulting in the reduction of molecular oxygen to two molecules of water
Source: RefSeq, a predicted model, not a curated record
AUGGAGGCGGCUCGGGACGCCCCCCUGGGGAACGGCGGGGGCGAGGCGCUGCUGGGUGAGCUGGAGGCGCUGGUCCGGGACGUGGAGAGGGCGAGCUCGUGGUGGGAGCGCCACGGCGUGGACUGCGCCAUCCUCGCGCUCAGCCUUCUCGCCUUGCCGGCCGGGUUCUUAUGCCUGCGCUCUGAGAACGUCGUGGCCCUGGGGCUGGGCAUUACCAUCCUGGGGAUGAGCCACUACACACUCACUGUCAAGGGCAGCCACUUGGCCACUCACGGGGCGCUCACAGAGUCCAAAGGCUGGAGCAAGAUCUGGGAGCUGUUCUUUGUGGAGGUCUGCUCGUCCUUCAGCGCAGAGUAUGCCAAGUACGGACACGUCAAGAUGCACCACGGUUACACCAACGUGCUGGGCCUGGGGGACUCGAGCACGUGGCGGCUGCCUUGCCUCAACCGCUUCGUGUACAUGUUCCUGGCUCCUCUCUUGAUCCCCAUCAUAACCCCGCUGGUGGCAGUCGAGCGUCUGAGGAAGGUGGAGCUCAGGUCUGCUGUGUGCACGCUGGGCCUGAUUUCCCUGGGCCUCUACGCUCACUACUGGCUGCUUCUGAACGUGUCUGGCUUCAGGAGCCCCGGCUCGGCCCUGCUGUGCAUGCUCGUCACCAGAUCGCUGCUGGCCCAUCCUUACCUUCAUGUCAACAUCUUCCAGCACAUCGGGCUGCCCAUGUUUUCCCGGGACAGGAAGCCCCGGCGGAUUCACAUGAUGAGCCUGGGCGUGCUGAACCUGCCCCGGCUGCCGGUGCUGGACUGGGCGUUCGGCCACUCCCUCAUCAGCUGCCACGUGGAGCACCACCUCUUCCCCUGGCUCUCUGACAACAUGUGUCUGAAGGUGAAGCCCAUGGUGUCCGGGUUCCUCCAUGAAAAGCAGCUGCCGUACAACGAGGACUCUUACCUGGCUCGAUUCAGGCUGUUUCUCAAUCGCUACGAGGAGCUCAUGGUGCAGACCCCUCCCAUCACCGAACUGGUGGGGUUGCAGUGAGGGGUGGGCCACACAGUCACCCUGCACCCCCUCCCUGGCCCAACCCUAGCUCUCUUGCUUCUGCUAGCCUGCCCUCACCCCAGGAGGGCCUGGGCCCUCCCCCAGUGUGGUGGCUGGGUUGCUGGUGGUGGUGGAGUGGGCCAGUGAGGUGGAGUGCUGCAGCUGGGAUUUCUGGGGAUAACCUGCCUUGCUUGCUUUUCUGGGGUUUAAGGGAUAUCCGGGAGAAAGGAGUAACAGCGGCUGGGCGUUCUGGUCAGUUUGGACCUCAGCCGACCUUAUCUCAGGGCUAAACAGCUGGAUUCCUCUCCUGCUGUGUCUGAGCCUCUGUAGGGUUAAGGGAAGGUGAUGGG